GUCAAAACAAUUGCCUCGAGCGGCAGCCAUCAUGGAUUUAAAGGGGCAGUACCGGCAAGAGCGGCGGCAAGAGCGGCAGCCAGACCGGCAGAUUGCAGACCGGGCAAGGUCCCCCCGGCCAGGAUGUCAGGCCUGGUGUUGGGGCAGCGGGAUGAGCCUGCAGGCCACCGGCUCAGCCAAGAGGAGAUCCUGGGGAGCACACGGCUGGUCAGCCAAGGGCUAGAGGCCCUACACAGUGAACACCAGGCCGUGCUGCAAAGCCUGUCCCAGACCAUUGAGUGUCUGCAGCGGGGAGGCCAUGAGGAAGGGCUGGUGCAUGAGAAGGCCCGGCAGCUUCGCCGUUCUAUGGAAAACAUUGAGCUCGGGCUGAGUGAGGCCCAGGUGAUGCUGGCUCUAGCCAGCCACCUGAGCACAGUGGAGUCAGAGAAACAGAAGCUGCGGGCUCAGGUGCGGCGGCUAUGCCAGGAGAACCAGUGGCUGCGGGAUGAGCUGGCUGGCACCCAGCAGCGGCUACAGCGCAGUGAACAGGCUGUGGCUCAGCUGGAGGAGGAAAAGAAGCACCUGGAGUUCCUGGGGCAGCUGCGGCAGUAUGAUGAGGAUGGACACACCGCGGAGGAGAAAGAAGGUGAUGCCACCAAGGAUUCCCUGGAUGACCUCUUCCCUAAUGAGGAGGAAGAGGACCCCAGCAAUGGCUUGUCCCGUGGUCAAGGUGCUACAGCAGCUCAGCAGGGUGGAUAUGAGAUCCCAGCAAGGUUGCGGACGUUGCACAACCUGGUGAUCCAGUACGCAGCCCAAGGUCGCUAUGAGGUGGCCGUGCCACUCUGUAAGCAGGCACUAGAGGACCUGGAGCGCACAUCAGGCCGUGGCCACCCUGAUGUCGCCACCAUGCUCAACAUCCUUGCUUUGGUGUAUCGGGACCAGAAUAAGUAUAAGGAAGCUGCCCACCUGCUGAAUGAUGCCCUCAGCAUCCGGGAGAGCACCUUGGGACCCGACCAUCCUGCUGUGGCUGCCACACUCAACAAUUUGGCUGUGCUCUAUGGCAAAAGGGGCAAAUACAAGGAGGCAGAGCCUCUGUGCCAGCGGGCACUGGAGAUUCGAGAAAAGGUCCUGGGCACUAAUCAUCCAGAUGUGGCAAAGCAGCUGAACAACCUGGCCCUCUUGUGCCAAAACCAGGGCAAGUAUGAGGCCGUGGAACGCUACUACCAGCGAGCACUGGCCAUCUACGAGGGGCAGCUGGGGCCGGACAACCCUAAUGUAGCCCGGACCAAGAACAACCUGGCUUCCUGUUACCUAAAACAGGGCAAAUAUGCUGAGGCUGAGACACUAUACAAAGAGAUCCUGACCCGUGCCCAUGUGCAGGAGUUUGGGUCUGUGGAUGAUGACCACAAGCCCAUCUGGAUGCAUGCAGAGGAGCGGGAGGAAAUGAGCAAAAGCCAGCACCAUGAGGGUGGGACACCCUAUGCUGAGUAUGGAGGCUGGUACAAGGCCUGCAAAGUGAGCAGCCCCACAGUGAACACUACUCUGAGAAACCUGGGAGCUCUGUAUAGGCGCCAGGGAAAGCUGGAGGCUGCUGAGACCCUGGAGGAAUGUGCCCUGCGGUCCCGGAGACAGGGCAGUGACCCUAUCAGCCAGACCAAGGUGGCAGAGCUGCUUGGGGAGAGUGACAGUAGAAGGACCUCCCAGGAGGGCCCUGGAGACAGUGUGAAAUUCGAGGGAGGUGAAGACGCCUCUGUGGCUGUGGAGUGGUCCGGGGAUGGCAGUGGGACCCUGCAGAGGAGUGGCUCUCUUGGCAAGAUCCGGGAUGUGCUCCGCAGAAGCAGUGAACUCCUGGUGAGGAAGCUCCAGGGAACUGAGCCUCGGCCCACCAGCAGCAACAUGAAGCGAGCAGCCUCCUUGAACUAUCUGAACCAACCUAGUGCAGCACCCCUCCAGGUCUACCGGGGCCUCAGUGCCAGCACCACGGACCUCUCUUCAAGCAGCUGACAUUCAACCCGGCCCCCAGGUCUGCUGGGUCUCCCCACCCCCACAGCCCUCACAGCAUUCCCCAUUGCUCCUGGCUCUUCCCCACCCCUAGGUGGGACAGUGAAGGGGAGCAGUUUAACCAGAAGAUUGCUGCUGCCCGUAGGCUCUCAGCUCCCUCCUCAGGAAUCCCUCUUAGGAAGGACCCUCAGGAUACCCUCUCUGCACCCUGUGGUCCUCUCGAGUAGCUAGCUCUGAGGCCCCAAGGUGGGUACAAAGCAGGUAUGGCCCUCAGAGAUACAGCCUGCUGCUGGCUUUUCAGUCAGAGGGUUGGGGGCUGGCCAGCCAAGCUGCCUUGCCCUGGCCGCUCUUAUUCCCUCCCUCUGCUGUCUCACUUCAGGUCCAUGUAUUUCACUUUUCUUAAAUAAAAGUAUCAGAUAACCUUUC
This is a messenger RNA of Nomascus leucogenys (northern white-cheeked gibbon), 2406 nucleotides long. RefSeq names its product kinesin light chain 4 (gene KLC4). Gene Ontology annotation, biological process: axo-dendritic transport. Gene Ontology annotation, cellular component: cytoplasm; kinesin complex; membrane-bounded organelle. Gene Ontology annotation, molecular function: kinesin binding. NCBI's taxonomy places the organism in Eukaryota, Metazoa, Chordata, Mammalia, Primates, Hylobatidae. The record is from RefSeq and is a predicted model, not a curated record.